Molecule: messenger RNA, 2215 nt
Organism: Lolium perenne
Lineage: Eukaryota; Viridiplantae; Streptophyta; Magnoliopsida; Poales; Poaceae
Product: cysteine-rich receptor-like protein kinase 6
Biological process (GO): protein phosphorylation
Molecular function (GO): protein kinase activity; ATP binding
Source: RefSeq, a predicted model, not a curated record
CUCGGUACAGUAGUAUGAUUAAAGAACUGGGAUAAGCUCCAACUCGUGCGACUCCACAUAUGAAAAAUCUGGUGGAGGCCUACGAGAGGGGACAUCAGCCCCGCGGAGGCGUAUUUCGUGGAAAAAGCAAGCGACGCACCCUGCGCGCGCGAUGCUCGCCGUCGCCGGCUACGGGAUCCUCCCCGUGCUCACUCUCCUGCUCGUACUGCCGUCAGCUCGUCCGGUAGAGGACAGCAUCUGCGACACCAGCAGCAGGUUGGCACCCAGCAGCUCUUUUCCGGCGAACCGGGACCUGCUCGCGGCGGCGCUCCCCGCCAACGCCUCCUCCACGCCAACCGGCUUCGCUACUCUUUCCGCCGGCACGGCGAGUCCGGCCUACGCGAUGGCGCUCUGCCGCGGGGACGCCAACGCCUCGUCCUGCGCCGCCUGCGUGGCGAUAGCGUUUCAUGUCGCCGUCGAGAACUGCCCCAACAUGACGGGCGCCACCAUGUACGAGGACAACUGCGUGCUCCGCUUCGCCAACCGCCAGUUCUUGGACUUCCUCAACGCCCAACAGUGGCAGGUCGACGAGAUUAGCUCCCUAACUAGAACGGCUGACGACAUCGUUCCGGCAGUCGCGGUUGCCAGGUUCAGCGCCGCGGCCACAGCCAUCCUCGCCGCUGUGUCUAGCCGCGCACUGGCAGCUGAUUCCAGCAACUCGACCGCCAAGAAGUACUUCGCCACGGGCGAGGUUGCCUUCGACCCCAGGAUCUACGCGCUCGCACAGUGUGUGCCGCUCUUGACGCCGGCGCAGUGCAGCGGUUGCUUCGGUCAGCUCCUUAAGCAGAUAAAAGUGAAGCUGAGCAAGUCCAAACCCAUAUGGGUUGCAUCACGUGCGCAGUGGUGCGACCUGAGGUAUAGCGUUCCGCCACUCUACCAGGGCCAGGCCAUGCUGCAGCUUCAGGCGCCACCUCCUACCAGUCCAGAGACCCCCGGAGCAGCAGAGACGAAGAAAAAGACAAAUGCAGCGGGGAUAUCUGUGGGCAUUGUCUGCUCCCUUGUAUUGAUAUCGAUUCUCUCGGUUCUUGUGUUCAUUCGCUCCAGGACAAGGACUAAGACAACCGAGCACGACAACCCAUUCAAGAAAAUUUCGAGUGCGCAGUGCGUCAUCUUUGAUUUGCCUGCGCUACAAGAGGCAACUGAAAACUUCUCGCAGAGGAAUAAACUCGGAGAAGGUGGUUUCGGCGCAGUGUACAAGGGGACACUCCCAGAUGGGCAGGACAUAGCAGUAAAGAAACUUCUGGGAACAGCUGGGCAUGGUUUGCACCAGCUGCACAAUGAGGUGCUGCUGUUGGCACAACUUCAGCACAAGAACCUUGUUCGCUUACAUGGUUUUUACUCGAGUCGGGAUGACACACUUCUUGUUUAUGAAUACAUCAAGAACGGGAGCCUUGACAACUUUCUAUCAGAUACUAGAGAGGGGCACAUACUAAAUUGGGAGCAACAGUACAACAUCAUUCUUGGUAUUGCCAAGGGAAUAUUGUAUCUUCACGAGGACUCGAGCAUGAGGAUUAUCCACCGGGAUCUGAAGCCUAACAACAUUCUUCUUGAUGAUGACAUGGAACCCAAAAUUGCUGACUUUGGGUUGGCAAGGCUGCUAGGAGAAGGUCACACACAUACCAUGACAUCUGGAGUUGCUGGAACACCAGGUUAUAUGGCUCCGGAGUACGUUUAUCAACAACGUGUGUCACCCAAGAUUGAUAUUUUCAGCUACGGUGUAUUGGUCCUGCAAAUUGUUACUAGGAGAAGGGAGUGCUGGUCUGAUGACAUCAACAAUGUGAAUCUCCUCACCGAAGUGUGGAAUCACUGGAGAAAAGGAUCAAUCAUAGAAAUGAUGGACCAUACACUCGACGAACAUACUCAAAACCACCAGCUGCGAUAUCUACAUAUCGGGUUGAUGUGUGUCCAAGCGGACCCUGGCGACAGGCCUGAGAUAUCCACUGUCAUUUUCAUGUUAACUAGGGACAACAUGGAGCUUCAGCCACCUGAGGAACCUGCAUUCUUCUUUGGGAGCUUGAAGGACCUGCAUUCUUUGCCCAGAGCUACAGCUAAUUCUAAUUUCAUGUUAGAAGAGGACAUUUCUUUGAAUGGGGUUACAAUUACAGAUCCAUAUCCUAGAUAAAUCAAGUGUAACGCUGUGUUUCGAGAGUACUGAAGGCAUGAGUCAUUUCAUUUA